Messenger RNA from Periconia digitata, 264 nucleotides. NCBI's taxonomy places the organism in Eukaryota, Fungi, Ascomycota, Dothideomycetes, Pleosporales, Periconiaceae. The record is from the annotation of a GenBank genome assembly.
AUGAUCAUCCCCAUCCGCUGCUUCUCCUGCGGCAAGGUCGUUGGCGACUUGUGGGAGCGGUAUCUCGAAGCCAUCGACAGUGGCAAGAGUGAUGCGGACGCCAUCGACGACCUAAACCUCCAGCGCUACUGCUGCCGCCGCAUGAUCCUCACCCACGUUGAUCUCAUCGAGAAACUUCUCAAGUACGUCCCUUGCGCAGAGCGCAUGGUCAGCCCCCGCGAGCUUCGCAAAGAGCGAGAGCGACGCAACCCCGACCACUUGUGA